Crotalus tigris (Tiger rattlesnake) is the source of this 7853-nucleotide messenger RNA. It is a transcript of the gene MYO18A, whose product is annotated as myosin XVIIIA. Gene Ontology annotation, molecular function: cytoskeletal motor activity; ATP binding; protein binding. The coding region runs from base 219 to 7640 and encodes 2473 amino acids. Gene Ontology annotation, cellular component: myosin complex. The record is from RefSeq and is a predicted model, not a curated record. The transcript has 44 exons. NCBI's taxonomy places the organism in Eukaryota, Metazoa, Chordata, Lepidosauria, Squamata, Viperidae.
GAGCCGCCCCGCCCACCGCCCCGCCCCGUCGUCGCCCGAUGCCGGUCCGGGAGCGGCCGAGCGAGGCAGCAGCAGCGGCGGCAGCCGUAGCGGCGAGGCGAGGCUCGAGCGGGACCGCAGCAGGCCGAGGCAGGCUGGCUGGAUGAGGAGUUUGGCGUCCCUCACUGAGAGCAUCCGUCUUCUUUGAGCCUGGGCCUCUCCCAGACCUCUUUCCCACCAUGUUCCACUUAAUCAAGAAAGACCGAGACGGGUCCAGGAGGGAGAAGAAGGAGAAGAAGGAGAAGAAGGAACGCAUGUCGGCCGCCGAGCUGAAGAGCCUGGAGGAGAUAAGCCUGCGACGCGGCUUCUUCAACCUCAACCGGGCUUCCAAGCGGGACGCCAAGAACCGCCUGGAGAUCUCCAACCCCAUCCCCAUCAAGGUGGCCAGCGGCUCGGACCUCCAUCUCACCGACAUCGACUCCGACAGCAACCGGGGCAGCGUGAUCUUGGACUCCGGCCACCUCAGCACGGCCAGCUCCAGCGAUGACCUCAAAGUGGACGACGGCAACUUCAAGGGCUCGGUUCUCCAGCGGGCCGCCAAGUUCGGCUCGUUGGCCAAACAGAACUCGCAGAUGAUCGUCAAGAGGUUCUCCUUCUCCCAGAGGAGCCGGGACGAGAGCGCCUCGGAGACCUCCACGCCCUCCGAGCAUUCGGCAGCCCCUUCCCCGCAGGUGGAGACGCGAACCCUGGAGACGCAGCUGACGAAGCACGGCGGUGGGACUCUCCCCUGCGUCCCACUGGCAUCCUCCGCCUCGCGCACCCGGCUGCCCGAAUUGGUGAGCAAGCGUUUCCCCGCAGAGUUGAAGCUCCCUGCGGUGGUGCCUCCACAACCCCCCGUGCCCCGCCAGCUGGAGCUGCAACGCCGCAACACGGGCGACUUCGGCUUCUCGUUGCGUCGUACCACCAUGCUGGACAGGGCGGCCGACGGGCAGGUCUACCGGCGAGUGGUGCAUUUUGCCGAGCCGGGCGCCGGCACCAAAGAUCUGGCCUUGGGCUUGGUGCCGGGCGACCGACUGGUGGAGAUCAACGGGCACAACGUGGAAAAUAAAUCCCGGGACGAGAUUGUGGAGAUGAUCCGGCAGUCGGGCGAGACGGUACGCCUGAAGGUGCAGCCGAUUUUGGAACUGAGCGAGCUGAGUCGCUGUUGGUUGAGGCACGGCGAGCGGCUCCAAGGAGCAGCCUUGGAGACAUCCCCGCCAGCCCAGCCAGAAGACAUGCCGCCACCUUGCCCGACCGCUGGAGAGAAGCCCAAGCAGCCGGAGCCCGUGAGCGCCGUGGCUGCCCCCGGCCAGGUAUGGUAUCCCAGCGCCCCGGACCCUCCUCCUCCUCCACCUCCCGCCUGCCUCUGGGUUGAUGUGUGUGCUCGCGCGACAUGCUGGAAUGCCAAGACGGAGGAGCAGAUUGCUGCCGAAGAGGCCUGGUGUGAGACGGAGAAGGUGUGGCUGGUUCACAAAGAUGGAUUCUCGCUGGCAAGCCAGGUAAAGUCGGACGCUGCCAGCACCUUGCCGGAGGGGAAGGUCAAAGUGAAACUGGACUACGAUGGGGCCGUUCUGGAAGUGGACGAAGAUGACAUUGAAAAGGCCAAUCCUCCAUCGUGCGACCGAUUGGAGGACCUGGCCAACCUGGUCUACCUCAAUGAGUCCAGCGCCUUGCACACUCUUCGUCAGCGCUACGGCGGGAACCUCAUCCACACCUACGCCGGCCCCAACUUGGUGGUCAUCAACCCGCUCAGCUCUCCAUCCAUGUACUCCGAGAAGGUGAUGCACAUGUUCAAGGGGUGCCGGAAGGAGGAGACCUCCCCGCACGUCUACGCCCUGGCCCAGGCCGCCUACCGGGCCAUGCUGAUGAGCCGCCAGGACCAGUCCAUGGUCUUCCUGGGCAGCAGCGGCAGCGGGAAGAGCACCAGCGCCCAGCACCUGGUGCAGUAUCUGGCCACCAUCGCCGGCAGCCCCGGGAGGGUCUUCUCAGUGGAGAAGUGGCAGGCCCUUUACACCAUCCUGGAGGCUUUCGGGAACAGCAGCACCAGCCUGAACAGCAACGCCAGUCGCUUCUCCCAGAUUAUCUCGCUGGACUUUGACCAGGCCGGGCAGGUGGCCUCGGCUUCUGUGCAGACCAUGUUGCUGGAGAAGCUCCGCGUGGCCAAGCGUCCCACCAACGAGGGGACCUUCAACGUCUUCUACUAUCUCCUGGCCUGUCCGGACAACGCCUUGCGGACCGAGUUGCAUUUCAAUCACCUGGCCGAGAACAACGUCUUUGGCAUCCUGCCGCUGUCCAAGCCGGAGGAGAAGCAGAAAGCGGCCCAGCAGUUCAGCAGGUUGCAGGCGGCCAUGAAGGUGAUGGGCAUCUCUGGGGAGGAACAGAAAGUCUUCUGGCUCGUCCUGGGCGCCAUUUGCCACCUGGGGGCGGCCGGAGCCACCAAAGACAGCAGUGAAGGCGGGAGGAAGCAGUUUGCCCGCCACGAGUGGGCCCAGAAGGCCGCCUACCUGUUGGGCUCCAACCUGGAGGAGCUCUCCUCGGCCAUCUUCAAGCAGCAGCAGCCCAAGGGGAGCCUGCAGAGGUCCACCUCCUUCCGCCAGGGGCCCGAGGAGGCGGCGCUGGCCGACGGCUCAGGCCCCAAAACCUCGGCCUUGGAGUGCUUGGAAGCCCUGACUGCCGGCUUGUACUCCGAGCUCUUCACCCUCCUCAUCAGCCUACUCAACAGGGCCCUGAAGUCCAGCCAGCGCUCCUUGUGCUCCAUGAUGAUCGUGGACACCCCCGGCCUGCAGAACCCCGAGAUGGCCGGCCAGAGUCGGGGUGCCACCUUUGAGGAGCUGUGCCACAACUAUGCCCAGGAGAGGCUCCAGGGACUCUUCCACGAACGCACCUUUGUGCAGGAGCUGGAGCGGUACAAGGAGGAGAACCUAGACUUUUCCUUAGAUGCCCUGGAGCCCAGCGUCUCGGGCUCUGUGGCCACAGUGGACGAAGCGUCCCACCAGGCGCUGGUCCGCACCCUGGCCCGGACCGACGAAGCCCGCGGCCUGCUGUGGCUGCUGGAGGAGGAGUCCCUUCAGCCGGGGGGCAGCGAGGAGGGUCUUCUGGAGCGCCUCUUCACCCACUACGGCCCACAGGACGGAGACAAGAAAGGUCCCAACCCGCUUCUCCGCAGCAAUAAACCCCGGCAUUUCUUCCUGGGACACAGCUACGGGACCAACUGGGUGGAGUACGACACCACCGGCUGGCUGAGCUACGUCCGGCAGAAUCCCGGUUCUCAAAACAGCCUGCUCCUCCUCCAGGAGUCCCAGAAGAAGAUCAUCAGCAGCCUCUUCGCGGGACGAGCCGGGGCCAACACGGUGCUCUCGGGCUCCAUCGCGGGCUUAGAGGGGGGGUCCCAGCUGGCCCUGCGCAGGGCCACCAGCAUGCGCAAGACCUUCACCACCGGGGUGGCUGGGGUGAAGAAGAGGUCCGUCUGCAUCCAAAUCAAACUGCAAGUGGAUGCCCUGAUUGACACCCUGAAGAAGUCCAAGCUGCAUUUCGUCCACUGCUUCCUACCCAAGGCCAGCGCCUGGCGAGGCGACGCCAAGGGUCCCUACGCCCGGCGGGUGAGCAGCAGCGAGCCGGACCUCCACGGCGAACACUGUGAAGCCGGCCUGAUGCAGCUGGAGGUGCCCCUGCUGAGGGCCCAGAUCCGGGGCUGCCGUCUGCUGGAUGCCCUCCGGAUGUACCGCCAAGGUUACCCUGACCACAUGGUCUUUGCCGAAUUCCGCCGCCGGUUCGAGGUGCUGGCUCCCCACUUGAGCAAGAAGCACGGGCGCCAUUACAUCGUCACGGACGAGAGGAGGGCUGUGGAAGAGCUGCUGCAGUCGCUGGAAUUGGAGCAGAAUUGCUUCCAGAUGGGUGUGAGCCGGGUGUUCUUUCGGGCAGGGACUUUGGCGAAGCUGGAGGAGCAGCGGGAUAAGCAGCUGUGCCGAAGCAUCACCCUGUUCCAGGCUGCCUGCCGGGGAUUCCUGGCCCGCCAGCAUUUCAAGAAGAGAAAGAUUCAGGACCUGGCUAUCCGUUGCGUCCAGAAGAACAUCAAGAAGAAUAAGGGCGUGAAGGGCUGGCCUUGGUGGAAACUUUUUACCACCGUUCGGCCUCUGAUUGAGGUUCAGCUGACGGAGGACCAGAUCCGGGCCAAAGAUGAAGAAAUCCAGCAGCUAAAGGGCCGCCUGGAGAAGGUGGAGAAAGAGCGGAACGAACUGCGGCUGAGCAGCGACCGUUUGGAGAGCAAGGUCGCGGAGCUAACGUCAGAGCUGACGGACGAGAGGAACACCGGAGAGUCGGCUUCCCAGCGUCUGGACGCGGAGACGGCCGAGCGCCUACGGGGGGAGAAGGACAUGAAGGAUCUGCAGGCCAAGUACGAUGCCCUCAAGAAACAAAUGGACUCCAUGGAGAUGGAAGUGAUGGAGGCCCGUCUGAUCCGGGCGGCGGAGCUGAACGGAGAGAUGGACGAUGACGAUACAGGGGGGGAAUGGCGCCUGAAGUACGAGCGCGCAUCCCGGGAGAUCGACUUCACCAAGAAGCGGCUGCAGCAGGAGUUUGAGGACAAGCUGGAGGUGGAGCAGCAGAGCAAGCGGCAGCUGGAGAGACGGCUGACCGACUUGCAGGCCGAUAGCGAGGAGACCCAGCGGGCACUGCAAACCCUCCGGAAGAAGUGCCAGCGCCUGACGGCCGAGCUGCAGGACACCAAGCUGCACCUGGAAGGGCAACAGGGCCGCAACCACGAGCUGGAGAAGAAGCAGCGGCGGUUUGAUAGCGAGCUGUCCCAAGCUCACGAGGAAGCCCAGCGUGAGAAACAGGGGCGGGAAAAACUAGGGCGCGAGAAGGACAUGCUGAUCGCCGAGGUCUUCGGCCUCAAGCAGCAGCUGGAGGAGAAGGAGGCCCAGAUCUUGACGGCCACGCAGAAGGUCCAGGCCCUGGAGGCCGAGCUGCACGACCUCUCCAGCCAGGAGUCGAAGGACGAAGCCUCCCUGGCCAAGGUGCGCAAGCAGCUGCGGGACCUGGAGGCCCAAGCCAAAGACCAAGAGGAGGAGCUGGACGAGCAGGCGGGCACCAUCCAGGUGCUGGAGCAGGCCAAACUCCGACUGGAGAUGGAGAUGGAGAGGCUGCGACAGACGCACGCCAAGGAAGUGGAGAGCCGCGAUGAGGAAGUGGAGGAGGUGCGGCAGUCAUGCCAGAAGAAGCUGAAGCAGCUGGAGCUGCAGCUGGAAGAGGCCUACGAGGAGAAGCAGAAGGUGCUGCGGGAGAAGAGAGAGCUGGAGAGCAAGCUGGUGGCCGCCAGCGACCAGGUCAGCCAGCGGGACUUUGAAGCGGAGAAGCGGCUACGGAAGGACCUCAAGCGCACCAAGGCCCUCUUGGCGGACGCGCAGGUCAUGCUGGACCACCUGAAGAACAACGCGCCCAGCAAGCGGGAGAUCGCCCAGCUGAAGAACCAGCUGGAAGAGUCGGAGUUCACCUGCUCGGCCGCCGUCAAAGCCCGCAAAUCCAUGGAGGUGGAGAUUGAGGACUUGCACCUGCAGAUCGAGGACUUCUCCAAAGCGAAAGGAGCGCUGGAGGAGCAGCUGAGCCGUUUGCAGCGGGAGAAGAACGAGGUCCAGAGCCGGCUGGAGGAAGACCAGGAGGACAUGAACGAGCUGAUGAAGAAGCACAAGGCGGCCGUGGCCCAGGCCUCACGGGACCUGGGCCAGAUCAACGAUCUGCAGUCGCAACUGGAGGACACCCAGAAGGAGAAGCAGGAGCUGCAGGAGAAGCUGCAAGCCCUGCAGAGUCAGGUGGAAUUCCUGGAGCAGACCAUGGUGGACAAGUCCUUGGUCAGCCGGCAGGAGGCCAAGAUCCGGGAGCUGGAGACCCGCCUUGAGUUUGAGAGGACCCAAGUGAAGCGCCUCGAGAGCCUGGCCACCCGCUUGAAGGAGAACAUGGAGAAGCUGACGGAAGAGCGAGACCAGCGCACGGCGGCCGAGAACCGGGAGAAGGAGCAGAACAAGCGGCUUCAGCGUCAGCUGCGGGACACCAAAGAGGAGAUGGCCGAAGUGGCCAAGAAAGAGGCGGAGGCAAGCCGGAAGAAGCACGAACUGGAGAUGGACCUGGAGAGCUUGGAAGCGGCCAACCAGAGCUUGCAGGCGGAUCUGAAGCUGGCCUUCAAGCGGAUCGGGGACCUGCAGGCCGCCAUUGAGGACGAGAUGGACAGCGAGGACAAUGAGGACCUCAUCAACAGCGAGGGAGACUCGGACGCCGAUUCGGAGCUGGAAGACCGCGUGGACGGAGUGAAAUCGUGGCUGUCGAAAAACAAGGGUUCCUGCAAGUCGGUCUCCGAGGACGGCAGUUUGAAGAGUAGCAGACCCACCCUGGACGCGCCUGGCAAGGAGGCUAAGAACGGGGAGGACAGGCCGGCGUCUGUCAUGAGCUCGCUGAGCUAUCGGAAGCGCACCAACCUCAAGGACUCCAUUGGAGGGAAAGGGGAUGAGGAGAGCCUCUUCUCUGCCCUGAGCGAGCGCCCCGCCUCACCGGACCGCUCUUUCCGCAAGGCCGCACGGGCCUCGGUGGCGGGCGGCUCAGACGAGACUAGCUCCCUUGCCUCCUGGAAGAAGUCACUCGGCGGAGGCCUGGAGGAGCUAAGUGACAGAGGAUCCGUCCUCUCUGAGACCAGUAGCCGCCUCGCCAAGGGCCUGGAGAAGCGCUGGUCCACCUCGGCGGCCGAAUUCGAUCGGACGUCGGUCCUCUCGGCCGCGGUCAGUCAAAGUGCAGCCUCCUGGGCUGGCCUGGAAGAUGACACCCGCUCGUCCCUCAGCUUGGCCCUCUCCAGCCCUGGAAGCUCGCGGCGCAGCGCUUCUCGCUUGGAUGACCUUAGCUCGUCCUACGGCCGCCCAGGCUCACGGAUCUCCUUGAGCCGUUCCCAGCUGGACGACACGGCCAGCCUGGCCCCGAGCGACUCUCGCUCCCUCUGCAGCCAGCACUCCGUCGCGCGCAGCCUCUCCAUGCCUCCUCGGCCCCGGACGUCCGCCUCGGAUGACUUGCGGUUAGACGACGUGGACAUCCGGCCGGUCGGCCAUCGGAGCUACCUCGACCCGGAUCUGGAGGCAGCAAUCAGCGAGGUGCUAAACUACAAGCCCGUCAAAUUCAGGCGCUCCAGCCGGGAUACCGACUCGGAGGAAGAGGACCGCAGGAGUGUCCGCAGUGCCAGGAGCACCACUCGGCUGGAGACCGCCGAGCACCCGGCCAGCAGCCUCCGCCGGUCAGCCUCGGCCUUGGACUUCUACCGGCCUGAUCAGAAAACGAAGGGUCGGAGGAGCCGAAAGCGGAGUUCCUCCAGUGACUCCUCCUCUUCCUCUUCCUCCUCCUCUUCCUCUUCCUCUCCCGAGCGGCAGAGGAAGACCUCCAAAAGCGCGCCAAGAAAUCCAAGAAGAAGUCCAAGAAGAAGAAGCAACAGAGGUCCCACACCGGGUCUUCCUCGGAGUCUUCCUCCAGCUCCACUGUCUCCUAUCGUAGCGACUCCAGCAUCAAGAAAGGCCCAAAGCCCUCUGACGGGGAGACCGGCAGCGUCCCUAAGGAAGGGAGUCCGGAGGCUGGGAAGUCCACCAAGCAGUUGAAGAAGGAGGAGAAGAAACGGAAAAAGCAAGUGGACAGUCUGAUGAUGAAGUAUCUGUAUCGGCCGGAGAGCGACUAAGCCCCUCCGGCCCCUGGAGGCUCUUCGCCUGCGACCGAUCGGACGAGGAGCGCGACUUCUCCGACGGCGCCCACCGACCCACAAUUUCCCGGAGUUACUUGAGUGACAGCGACUCGGAGAGCAAGCUAGCGGACAG